AAAUAGGGAUAGUCCUGGCUGCAGCUCCUGUACAGAGUCUCUGAGCCUCUGGGCGACUGUAGCUUUCGCUUCGCUAGUCACGCUCCUUCUUCAUCCCGAGGAGUUGCGCUUGUGGUUGACAUCCUACCGACGACGCCAACGAUCCCUUUGCCCCCUGCCACCCAGAUUUACAGACCUUCAUGGAGGUAUGGACGUGCCUUCCAGGGCAAUGUGGGGGAAAGAAUGGCUGUGUGACUACCAAUCACUCACCCACCACCAACACCCUCCCCUGCCGUGUGGCCUUGGCAUUGGAGUAUAAAUUCAGAAGGCUGGGUGGUUGUGUCUGAGAGACUGUGGCCUUCUCUGACACAAAGUGAGACGACAGGGAGUGAUCCUGACGAACUAAGACGGGAAAUCUUACAAGCACAGUAGGAGUGGAGGAGUCCAGAAUGAAGACGCAAACUCAACACUCGCAAAGCAGCAGGAAUACCUGAAACGGCAGAGAGAUGCUAUCGCAUACAGAAUGAAAAAAUUGUCAGCCAAACAGACAGAUAUAAAUAAAAAGACAGACAAACUGAAGGAGAAGAUCAAGAAGAAAUAUGAGGACAUGAAGCGUGUGUUAGACGAGGACCUGCGCAUUACGCUGACUCAGUUGGAGAUGGAGGCCGAGGCCACAGAGAGGGUGAUCGAGGACCACAUGGAGCAUUGCUACGCACUGACACAAGACAUUGACCGCGAACUGUCAGAACUUAGUGUCCGGCUGGAGAAGCAGCUAAGCUACGACAAGGACACGGUGGAGACAGAGGGAAGGAUUGCGGCCAUGCUAAAGCAGACGGACCCCGAGCUUAUUCAGAUGGACGAGUUCAAGAAUGAGCAGCUCAUCAGCCUGACCAUCAACCUGCUGUUAUUCAUUCGCUCACAAGUGCCUGUCACAAAGAAACUCUUCCAAAGUUAUGCCUCAGAGGUUGUCCUUGACCCAAACUCAGCCCAUCCCAAACUGAUCAUCUCCCCUGAGGGCAACUCGGUCACCUACACCGACACCUGGCAGGAGGUCCCGGAGAACAAUUCCCGCUUCGACACCACCCUCAAUGCCUUGAGCCGGCACGGCUUCCAUGAGGGCCGCAACUACUGGGAGGUGCAGGUGGUUGGCAAGACCUACUGGGAGCUGGGCAUCACCUACCCGAACAUCCCCAGGAAGGGCAAGGAGGAGCACUGCUGGCUGGGCCGGGGCUCCGACUCCUGGUGCGUGGAGUUCUUCAACGGCAGCUACAAUGCAUGGCACCGGGGCGUGGCACACACGCUGACCCACGUGGAAGGUCGGAGCUUCACGCGUAUCGGGGUGUUCUCCAGCUUUCCGGGGGGGCUGGUGUGUUUCCUCGGCGCGGACACCAUGACGCCGCUGUACUGCUUCUGUGCGGGGACGUUCACCGACAAAUUGUUCCAGGCCGUCUGCCCCGGAGACGACAACCAGGGGACCAAUUGGAAGCCUUUGCAAAUAUGCGACGCUUCUAGGUCUGGUCCCACUCUGUGAUGGACAGUCUGGCCACCGAACCACAGAGUUUCUGGCAUCGAGUGAUUUGAGUGAGUGAGUGAUCUGUGACCAGUUAACAAGGUGAUACUGCCCACCAUGACAGAGAGACUGUACAUUGGGGUAUACUGUACAUUGGUAUGAAUGUUUCUACCCAUGUUCUAAUGACCAGUAUUAAAGGAGUCCCUAUGUCAGUAAUGUUGAAGGAGAUCUGAUGGGUUUAAAAUGUGUUGGGUCUACAAUGGAAAAGGCUGUCAUAUUACACCAUAUACAGCAAUUAAGUGCAAAAUGAUGUAUUAGUUAAGGUAACUUAAUGCAAGGUAUGUGUUGAGUAUCACAGAGAGUAGUAAUUUCUAUGGGUUAUGGAAUCAGUGGUCACUUAACAAACAGGUACUGCACUGAAAAGAAGCAUCUCCUGCCAAUGUCACAUAAAGCCCCUUACAAAUGAAGCAUGUCACCAUAAGUAAUAGAUUAAAUCUGUAGGCUUCAAGUGUUCAUCAUCUAACAUACAGACAGUUGAGUAAUAGUCCACAUAUAGGGCCCUAAUUUACAUGAAGUAUAAAGUCCGUCAACAAGCUACAAGUGUCUAUAUGCAUGAACUAUAGCUAUUGUAUGGCAUGUGGGAGCACUGAACUGGCUCACCAAUGUUUGCAUUUAAGGGAAAUUGAUUUUGCCUUGCUAAUAAAUAAGCUUCGGUUAGACUUAA
Molecule: messenger RNA, 2213 nt
Organism: Alosa alosa (allis shad)
Lineage: Eukaryota; Metazoa; Chordata; Actinopteri; Clupeiformes; Clupeidae
Product: zinc-binding protein A33
Exons: 6
Coding region: 503-1510 (335 amino acids)
Molecular function (GO): protein binding
Source: RefSeq, a predicted model, not a curated record